Messenger RNA from Caenorhabditis briggsae, 492 nucleotides. NCBI's taxonomy places the organism in Eukaryota, Metazoa, Nematoda, Chromadorea, Rhabditida, Rhabditidae. The transcript is spliced from 3 exons. Bases 1 to 492 code for a protein of 163 amino acids. The record is from RefSeq and is a predicted model, not a curated record.
AUGAGGGGGUUUACCCUUCUCAUUCUCAUUCUUGGUCUUAUCAAUAUCACUACCGGGAUGCCAACUUCUCGUUUGGAUAACAGAACGAACAAUCAGGAAUUCGAAAUUUUAAACGCUACUAUGAUCUCCUCAAGUGUUGUCAACUCCACUAUUUCUCAAAUCAAUCCCAUAGUUUCUUCUACUUCAUUGCUCACAACCACAGAAGAUUCCAGAAAAAAAUUUCUCUCUGAUCCGUUUUUCUGGCUUCCUGUUUCCAUCAUCAUUCUGUUCGUUUUGCUCUGGACUUACUUUCGAAAAGAGGAGGAGGAGGAGAUCAAUUGGGGACCAAACGUCGGAACAAACGUGUACAACGGUGGAGGAUACCCGCCUAACAACUAUGCCAACUCGGGCGCUUACGCAUAUGGUGAUCUUGAUUUCAGAGAUCGUAUGUUUACAAGCGUUAUGACUUCACAUCCUUAUGGUAGAGAACUCCAGUUGCCUGAAAAUUUAUAA